This is a messenger RNA of Xiphophorus maculatus (southern platyfish), 2975 nucleotides long. Its product is annotated as tripartite motif-containing protein 35-like. Lineage: Eukaryota; Metazoa; Chordata; Actinopteri; Cyprinodontiformes; Poeciliidae. Gene Ontology annotation, molecular function: protein binding; zinc ion binding. The transcript is spliced from 3 exons. The record is from RefSeq and is a predicted model, not a curated record. Bases 291 to 2960 code for a protein of 889 amino acids.
ACCAAACAGAGAUUUAAAGAGGAGCAGCAAAAGAAAACGAGGUGGAUUAGCAGCACUUGGUGUCAUCCAGGACAUGAUACAGCGAAACAUCGUCUCUGAUAUUUAGAGUCUCAAGACUUUAAAUCCAACAGGAAAAAGAUCAGAGAGAAAAACUGAUUGAGAAAACACUCAGGAUCACCUUCAUCACCGACUGACAGAACAAGGAGAACAGAGAGCUGAGGAACCAGACGCUGGAACACAGACUGCUGCUGGAGGAAAAACAAAGAAAUCAAACUUCACUCACAGACAAAAUGGCUUCCAAGUUAGAGGAGGAUCUCUGCUGUUCGGUCUGUCAGGACGUCUUUAAGGAUCCGGUUCUUCUGUCAUGUAGCCACAGCUUCUGUAAGGAGUGUCUGAAGAACUGGUGGACAGAGAAACCAUCAAGAGAGUGUCCAGUUUGUAAGAGGAGAUCUUCUAAAGGUGAUCCUCCCUGUAAUCUGGUUCUGAAGAAUCUGUGUGAGUCUUUCUUACAGCAGAGAGAGCAGAGAGCUUCAGAGGAUCUCUGCUCUCUGCACUCUGAGAAACUCAAACUCUUCUGUCUGGACCAUCAGCAGCCAGUGUGUUUCGUCUGCAGUCAUUCAGAAAAACACACCAAUCACAGAUUCAGACCCAUCGAUGAAGCUGCUCAGCAACACAAGAAGAAACUUCAGGAAACUCUGGAGCCUUUAAAGAAGAAGCUGGAGCUCAGGAAGAAAGUUCAGGAGGAGUUUGAUCAGACAGCAGAACACCUGAAGGUCCAGGCCCGACACACAGAGAGGCAGAUUAUGGAGCAGUUUAAGCAGCUUCAUCAGUUUCUAGCAGAGGAAGAGGAGGCCAGGCUGGCUGCACUGAGGGAGGAAGAGGAGCAGAAGAGAGGGAUGAUGAAGGAGAAGAUGGAGGCUCUGAGCAGAGAGAUAGCAGCUCUUUCAGACACAGUCAGAGCCACAGAGGAGGAGCUGAGAGCUGAAGACGUCUCAUUCCUGCACAACUACAAGGCUGCAGUGGAAAGAGUCCAGCGCUGCCCCCUGCUGGAGGAUCCACAGCUGCCCUCAGGAGCUCUGAUAGACCAGGCCAAACAUCUGGGCAACCUGGCCUUCAACAUCUGGAGCAACAUGGAGAACAUGGUGACCUACACUCCUCUGGUUCUGGACCCAAACACGGCUCAUCCAGGACUUCAUCUGUCUGAAGAUCUGACCAGUUUGACUUAUGGAGAGAAACAGCAGCUUCCUGAUAAUCCAGAGAGAUUUGAUUUAUGGUGGUGGUCUGUUCUGAGUUCUGAAGGUUUUAACUCAGGGAACCACAGCUGGGAUGUUGAUGUUGGAGACAGUAAAGGCGGGUUACUUGGUGUGUUAGAAGAGUCUGUUCAGAGGAAGGGACUCUUAAAGUCUGGAUGGUUUUAUAUAAGGUUCUUUGAAGAUAAAUACUCAGCAUAUUCUCCAUCAGCUCCUUCCACUCGUCUCUCAGUCCAGAAGAAUCACCAGAGGAUCAGAGUGAAUCUGGACUGGGACAGAGGAAAACUGUCCUUCUCUGAUCUGGAUACUAACACACACAUACACACCUUCACACACACCUUCACUGACAAGAUGUUUCCAUAUUUCUACACUAAUAAAACAGUAAAGAUUCUACCGAUGAAGAUCUCAGUGAUCAAACAGCAGCUCUGCCACAGCUUCUGUAAGGAGUGUCUGAAGAACUGGUGGAGAGAGAAACCAUCAAGAGAGUGUCCAGUUUGUAAGAGGAGAUCUUCUAAAUUUGAUCCUCCCUGUAAUCUGGUUCUGAAGAAUCUGUGUGAGUCUUUCUUACAGCAGAGAGAGCAGAGAGCUUCAGAGGAUCUCUGCUCUCUGCUCUUCUGUCUGAACCAUCAGCAGCCAGUGUGUCUCGUCUGCAGAGAUUCAGAAAAACACACCAAUCACAGAUUCAGACCCAUCGAUGAAGCUGCUCAGCAACACAAGAAGAAACUUCAGGAAACUCUGGAGCCUUUAAAGAAGAAGCUGGAGCUCAGGAAGAAAGUUCAGGAGGAGUUUGAUCAGACAGCAGAACACCUGAAGGUCCAGGCCCGACACACAGAGAGGCAGAUUAUGGAGCAGUUUAAGCAGCUUCAUCAGUUUCUAGCAGAGGAAGAGGAGGCCAGGCUGGCUGCAUUGAGGGAGGAAGAGGAGCAGAAGAGAGGGAUGAUGAAGGAGAAGAUGGAGGCUCUGAGCAGAGAGAUAGCAGCUCUUUCAGACACAGUCAGAGCCACAGAGGAGGAGCUGAGAGCUGAAGACGUCUCAUUCCUGCACAACUACAAGGCUGCAGUGGAAAGAGUCCAGCGCUGCCCCCUGCUGGAGGAUCCACAGCUGCCCUCAGGAGCUCUGAUAGACCAGGCCAAACAUCUGGGCAACCUGGCCUUCAACAUCUGGAGCAACAUGGAGAACAUGGUGACCUACACUCCUCUGGUUCUGGACCCAAACACGGCUGGCCCAGAACUCCAUCUGUCUGAAGAUCUGACCAGUUUGUCUGGAGGAGAAGAACAGCAGCUUCCUGAUAAUCCAGAGAGAUUUGAUUGGUGGUCUGUUCUGAGUUCUGAGGGUUUUAACUCAGGGAAUCACAGCUGGGAUGUUGAUGUUGGAGACAGUUCAUUCUGGGAUCUUGGUGUGUUAAAAGAGUCUGUUCAGAGGAAAGGAAGGAUGUCUGGAUUGUUGUGCAUAGAGUUCAAUGGAUGUAGCUACUCAGCAUGUUCUCCACCAGCUCGUUCCACUCGUCUCUCUGUCCAGAAGAAUCUCCAGAGGAUCAGAGUGAAUCUGGACUGGGACAGAGGAAAGCUGUCCUUCUCUGAUCUGGAUACUAACACACACAUACACACCUUCACACACACCUUCACUCACAAGAUGUUUCCAUAUUUCUACACAAAUAAAACAGUAAAGAUCCUAACAAUGAAAAUCUCAGCGAUCAAACAUGAGCUCUGAUGAUCUCAGCAUGAA